GCGGCGGGCGACGUGGAGGGUUCGGGGCUAGCUGCCCAGAAUACUCUCGUGGGCAACGCAACACGGCAGCGAGGCACUGCAUGUCAAUCUGACCCGUACAUGAGGGAUGGUGCCAAAAGCCCGGGGGCCCUUGGCCUGCGCUAGUCUGGUGAACGGCGCGACAGGGGUCGGCGUUAGGGUGGAUGGGCGCCCGCUGAGGUCCGCGCGCGGAAGGAGCGACGGACGGCUCUCGUCUCAAAAGCAGGCGCAGCCCGCCGUCGCUUCCUGCUCUGCCUACCCGUACAUCACCACCACCCAUUACCAAGCACACGCAGACGAACCCUCGUCUCCAUAUCGAUUGGGAUCCAAGCUCGUCUGGAUCCUUCUGGCACUCUCUAGCAUCCAACCCAACCCACCACCCAAUGUGCAGUAGACAGGCCCGGGCAUUUCCUCUUCUCCCCUCCGUCGCUGCACCUCCCCUCUCCUCGCCCUGCCGCCACCCUGUGCCAAGAGGCUCGUUUGCUCUGCAUAUUCCCAGGUGAAGAAGCAGGCACCGGCCUGGUCUCGUCCCCCCCCCCCC
Messenger RNA from Exserohilum turcica Et28A, 559 nucleotides. RefSeq lists its product as uncharacterized. NCBI's taxonomy places the organism in Eukaryota, Fungi, Ascomycota, Dothideomycetes, Pleosporales, Pleosporaceae. The transcript has a single exon. The record is from RefSeq and is a predicted model, not a curated record. Bases 107 to 412 code for a protein of 101 amino acids.